CCGGAAACCACUGUUAUUGUUUACAAUGAUACAAUGUUGUGACAUUUCGAAACUUUUAAUUUUUAGACAAUAGACAAUAGUAUACAGUUCUAGAUCAUAUUUAAACAAUAUGGAGGACAGGGACACAAUGAAGUUCUUGGAAACAAGUGCAGCUACCGUUAAAAUGACAAGUGGUGUACCGUUCACUGGCGGAAAAUCUUUUGACUCUUCUGAGUCGGAGGAUGAAGUACUUAGAGUAGAUAAUUCUUCUAAUUCUAGAUCUAGGCCUAACAAUAAAACAACACAAUUAGAUCGAAAAAACUAUUUUGAUAAUAAUGGGGAUUUGUCUGUGGGUGCAUUUGCCAAUGGUCAAACAUUCAAUGGACUGAAUAGUCCGAUUCUAAUUGGUAAUGACAAUAAGAUGUUGAUUAGCAGUAAGUUAAACCCUCCAGGCUCAGGACAAAUUCAUUCAUAUCAUCAAGUUGGUCCAGAUGAAGCAAAAAAUAUGGAGGUAAAUAAUAAAAUUGAAAAAGAAAAUGUUAUGAGACAUUUAAAGAGAAGGGGUGUCACUGACAUGACACAAGUGAUAAAUAAUUCCAGUGCUAUUACUUUUGAAAUACAAAAAAGCGUAAAUAAUAAAAAACCAGAACUUGCUGAUUCUGAUAUAAAUACGCAGACUCAGAAAGAAAAUAAAAAUGUAACAAAACUAUCAUCCAAGCAAAGGUUUGAUCCAAAGGCAAAGACAGAUGCUGGUAAGCAAAAACCAGUAUUCAUUCCACAAAAAUAUUAUUGGACAACAAAGAAUCAACCUCAGCCUCAUUCGUAUAGUUCAUCUUCUGACAAUUCUUUGGAGUUUGUUGCUGAUAAGUUAUCACUCUCACCACAAGAUCGCAGUCUUUCCCCAAGAUUAUCACGUUCUCUGGAAAAUCGUCAGGUUUGAAUAUGCUUCUUAUCUAUCAUUUUAUUUGCAAACGUCAUAAAUGCUUUUCCUCAAAUUUGCUUAAAAGCUUUUUUAUGGUAAUUUCUUUGUAAAUAAUCAAUAUAAAUCCAUAUCAGGUACAUAACGAACAUGUGAGCAUUGUGCUCUAUUCAUCAUGUAUUAUACUUAGAGCACAUCUCGUCCCAUCCCAAUACUGGUUAUUAUUUUAUUCCGUCAUAGUCAUAGAUUUUGUUCAUUCCAUAUAACUUAUACUCUAUUUCAGCAAGUGUAUUAUAAAACUCACACAUAAACUAUUUAUAUAAUAAUUUCAUCCAAUUAUUUAAGCAUUCUUUGGUUAAAAAAAAUCCUUAAUUUUCUUUCACAUUUUAAAGAGAAAAAUUGUAUUUUAGACCUAUGUCUUUGUCUCUUCCUAGCAGGUUAGACCAUCUAAACAGACUUUUACCUCACCACCUGUCAGAGCCAUAUCCCAGUCAGAAGUUAUUUUGCGUGAAAGAUACUCACAGAGCAGAAUUAACCCUUUCAAUAAAUACAGUGACCUUCAUGUGGAUGAGGAUUAUUUUUCAGAUAGCUUUUUUAGGGCGGAACGACAUUCUACCAACAGCACCAAGUCUUGUGAGUGGGACCUGAAGAAAAUGCUUUAAAACUUUGUUAUAAAAUAUCAAUAUUUUAAUUUUUAAAAAAAAAUCAAUUUCAAUCCCUAAACAAAAAAAUUCAAUCAGUUUCUAAUUCUAUUGUUUUUUUACUUUUCACGUUUUGAUGAAGAGAUGUAAAAGAGUUCUAACGCACAUACUAUAAUCAACAUUUUAAGGUGUACCCGGUAUCACUAAAGCUGAUUAGUAUGGUAGCAAGCACAAUAUUUAUCAUUUGUAGUGUUAAAAUUGAUAACAAUAACAUUUCUUUAGAAGAAAAAAAAGGAUCAAAACUUCUAUAACAAUCUUUAAAGACUCUCAUUUUAGAGACUUUAAUUCUCUUAAAGAAAAAGAUGGGUAGUAGGCCUAUUUUUUUUUUGGCAAUAUUGCAAAUAAAUCUAUCAUAUUUAAGAUUUUCCAAUCUAAAACUUGUAUCAAGUUUUUUGUUUUGUUGAAGAAAGAAAAAGACAAGAUAGCAUUUGAGACAGUAUUGUUAUCUGCUGUCAUUCAUGCUGUUAUCAGUUAAGAAUGAGCAAAGCUGAUCCAAGGCCUGGUCUGAAAUGUGAGACUUCCUAUUUUAAUCCUAAAGUUGCAGUAUUCCUUGUUUGUUAUGUGAUUGCAGCGUCAGCCUCCCAGGCAGGUGACUGGUGGCAUGAAGCGAACAGGUCAGAUGUUUCGUUUGCUGAGCUGGGCCUGUCUGAAGACCACUUCUCCCACCCACAGGUCAGUAGGGUCGAUUCUUAGAAUGGGCGCACUUAAAACCAAAAGCUUUAAACAUGACAUUUAAUAAACUUCAUGCUCCGUUUUAUUAUUCUUGGUGUGAAUGAAACAUAUUUGGUUCAGGGCCCCCCACUGUAUAUUUUGUGAGUCGUAGUUAAGAGAAAAAAAACUAUGCAGAUUGUCUGUGAUGUCGCCAGUUAAAUUACAACCGCAGGAACAUAAUCUAGAUUGAAAAAUAUUAGUUUUCUGGUUCAACAAUUUAACAUUUCCAGCAUUAAAACAUUGCUUUGAUUUUCAAAAGGGACAUUUAUUUUAUGCUUCCUUGACCUUACCAAUGUCUGAUUUUUUUCCCCCACUCACUUUCUUUACUGUAAUUACCCAGUAUUGUAUGAGCAUAAAUCCAUAAAUGAAACCUGUGUUGGCAGGGGCACUUUGGUCUUAGUGGUUCAGAAGAGCUGGAGCUGGCCAUAGAGAACUGCAAGGAGUUGAUAAAAGAAGCCCAGCAUGGCUCGGACAAGCAGAAAAAUCUGGUCAUGAAGCUCGUUCAGCUGAGAAUAAAACUUCACGAAGUGAAGGUAAAAAAAAAUUCAGUUUAGAGUGAUAAUUUAGAGAUUAAUGUAGAUGUCAUCUUAUGGCGCCAUUAUACACUCUUGAUUUCUAAAAAUAAAAACAACUUGUUUUGAUUCUUUAAUUUACUUCGAUGAAUCAAACUUUGAUAUUGCAAGGAUGAGAUUAGCACAUUUUAUACAUUUGACAGUAUUUGAUGAUGUUAACUGAGAGCUUUUGAGAAAAAAAAUGUUGUGGGAAAAAUUAAUUCCCCCCCCCCCCCCCCCCCAAAAAAAAAAAAAAAAAAAAAAAAAAAUAAAUAUAAAAUAAAAAAUAUUUGUAAACUUGAUAAGUGGCUUUUCCACAGUUUUGUUCUCACAUGAAGCUGUGUAUUAUUAUUUGAUACAGUUGAGAUUAUAUUUAUCUCUGUCUUACAUUGAUUUUAACCCUGGGAAACUGUGGGCUCUGAAUGAAGGGGAUUUCCCAGAAGUCCCAACUCAACAGCUGCAUAUUUAUUUUAAGUAUUCGGGAUUACCACUUUAUUGAUUUAUACCCAUUGCAACAGCUGGAUUGGGUCAAUGGACGCUUUAGGCCAAAUUUAAACCAAAAAAUAAUAACAAUAAACCAAUCAUAAAAAGGAAGUUGGGAACUCAGUCAUUACAGUGUAUCAUGUUGUGAAGCAGUGACAUCAAGAAAUGGGGAUAGUUUUCAUAGCUGUAGUCUUUUGAGCGAGGGUAAAUUACAGUAAAAAAAUAUAUAAAUACCAUUCCACAAUGGCUUUUAUUAAAGUCAUUCAGGUUUGUGUUAAAAAUUGAAAAUGAAUUAUUUUAAAAAAAAAAUUUCUAAGUGUUUAGUUACAGGGGCUUUUCUAGUUUAAUGUGUGGAACGGAUACAUGUUUUGUGUUUAACUUGUGAAACAGAUACAUGUUUUGUGUUUAAUUUAGUAAAAGUUUGAUGUUUAUGCUAAAAAAAGCAUUUAACUUCCCUGAACAGGAAGGACCAGAACCAGUUCCAGAGAAUGUCAAGGUCAUUCUGUCCCACAAAAUGAUGGUCAAGACCAGCCGCACCAGUAAAUAUUACUGUGAGAAGUGCAACGGCUCCAUCUGGGGCAUGGUGCAGAUUUGGUACAGGUGCACAGGUAUGCUCAUUCUCGGCUGCGGCAGUUCAUACACCCAGCUGUGGCAGGUCAAGCACAAAUAACUGUGAAAUAUGUUGUAUCUGUGAUUUACAUUUUGCUUUCCCAAUCAGCCGUGUGACACAUUAAUUUGUUUCCGGACAGGAGAGAUGUUCCCGUACACCCGCUGAUUUUUAUUUUAAAUUAAAAAGGAUAAAAUUACAUUGCUGUUCAGUUCAAGGUAGCAAGAUCAUUUUAUUUUUCUCUUCAUAAAUAUCUAUUUUAACAAACAUUAAAAACAACUUGUAUACUUAAUAUACCUAUAGAAAGUUUAAUCAGUUAUGCGCACCCUUUUGGCCCAUGCCCCACAAAGAAAAGCUUUGAUUGCAAGCUAUUCACUUGGUAAAAUUAUAAAAUUAUUAUUUACUGAGAGCCACAGGCAAACCCCCCCCCACCAUGAAAAGCUUGUUUAAACUUGAAGGAUCUCCCAUUCAUCAAUUGGCUAUAAAUUUAUUGCUCCCCAGAAUGUGGAUACAGGUGCCAUGAGAAAUGUCUGCAGCAGAUUCUGAGAACUUGUGCCAAGGCCAAGGUACAUCCGUUGUAGACAUGUUUGCCUGUUGUAAACAAUGGUUCCAAUAUUUAGUGUAUAGAUUUAUUCAAUACAUUACUGUUUUAACUGAAUAAUCCCAAUAGAUCUAAAAAAAAUCAUGGGUUUUAGAAUUAUUAAUAUUUACAAAUGGGCAAGCUAUCAUCAGGUGAUAAUACAGCUUUUGUUGGGUCAUGGGAGGGAUAGGUAAGCCUCAGGUGGUAGUGCAGCUUUUGUUGGGUCAAGGAAGAGAUAGACAAACCUCAGGGGGCAGUGCAGCUUUUGUUGGGUCAGGGAAGGGAUAGACAAAUCUCAGGUGAUAAUACAGAUUUUGUUUGGUCAAGGAAAGGACAAUGAUAAGUAUCACAAUUAGGAACUGAAGCUUGUACUUCAUCCCUCCCUGCAUGGGGAUAAAAGUAAAUUUUGAUUGGACUUUUCAAGACUAUUAUCUAAAACUGGUUCAGUGACCAGUAUGAAUAAAACUGUGUGCAGUAUGUUAAAACACUAAACUAUAUAAUAAUAAAUUUUGAUUUGGUCUGUGACUGCAUGACGUCUGCUGACCUAAGCUUAAUGGACCCAUACUUUACAUUACACAUUGAGGAUUAUUGGGUUUGGAUAAGUUCUAAACUAAGAUUACCUGAAACUUUAUCCUCAUUUCAGACAAUUACAUAAAAUUUACAUGUGUUAACCAUUCAACUAAUAAAAAAAACCUGCACCUUCUAAUUUUGAGACCAUCAGACCAUAGUUUCUUCUCAAUGCUUUCUCUGUUUCUCAAACAGGUUUUAGAAGACCCCACCUUGACCAUGGAACUAAACCCUGCAGACAAUCACGGUCUCAUGAUACAAAACUACAGGUGUUGGGAAUGCAGGGCUCCUAUAUCAUUCAGUGAGUUCAAGCAUGGAAGAGUUCUCUCACCCUGGUUCUAUCUCAGUGACUGGUCUCUGAUACUGGCCAGUUAAACUAAACACUGUGCCUUAUCUAUCGUAGUGACUUAUCUGUUACCGUGGCAUAUCUUUUAUAGUGGUUUAUCUGUCAUCGUACCUUGUCUGUUACACUGGGUUAUCUGUUAUUGUGUCUCCUCCGUCUUGUAGCUGUCAUGGUGAAUUGUCUUUUAUUUAUUCUGUUGUAUCUGUCAUACAGGGCUUAUGUGCGCUUCGUAACUGUUGUUAAAAGAAUGAACUGUCUCAUCAUUAAAAAAAAAUUAUCCGAUCCCUGAAUCAUGUUUUUUUUAUAGUUAUCAGAUUUUGUAAUUUAUUUACCAGUAUAUAUAUUUUUGAAUUGACUUUCAUUAGUGCUAAAAGCAUAACAUAUGAAUAUGCUAACAUUCAUCGCCGUUGUGUGGUUUUUUUCUCCAAGGGGUUGGCAGCCCAGAGCCCAGGGUGUGUGACUAUACUGGCAGAUACUACUGCGAACUGUGUCACUGGAACGACACUUACAUCAUGCCUGCCAGAGUUCUACACAACUGGGACUUCACACCCCAGAAGGUAGUCCAUCUGGAGUCUUUUCUUUAUCUAUUCAAAUGAGAGAUUUUGUGUUGUGGCUUUGUGGAACACCGGUGCAUUUUAGUGCUUCCCCGUGUGCAGGGCCAAAAGAAGGUGCGCAGAAGCAGGACUGCAGAUUUUAUUGAAUCAAAAUGACAAUGGCAGUCAUCCACACUCACAUCUGUUCAGAUUUAUUCACGGUGUAUUGAUACACUCACAAAAAUGUUCUUCUAAAUUAAUUUUAAUACAAUAUAUUGUUUUUUUUUUAAAUCAUUAUUUAUCACAAACAUUUCAUCAACUUUUUUCUUCAGUUUUAUAUACAUGAUCUUACUUAAGGCAACUGAAUUUCUUCUUCCAAUAAAUAAUAGAUUUAUCACUGUAGCUGUCAUAAUUACAAAUAUCAGAAUAUAUAAUAUUGGAAUUUAAAAUCAAUAUUUUUUGUCAUGUAUUUCAGUAAGUUGAAAAAAUAGCAUUUAUUGGCUAUCAAUAUUAGCAUUGUUGGCUGUCAGUAAUAGCAAUUAUUGUCUUUCAGUAAUAGCAUUUAUUGUCUUUCAGUAAUAGCAAUUAUUGUCUUUCAGUAAUAGCAAUUAUUGUCUUUCAGUAAUAGCAAUUAUUGUCUUUCAGUAAUAGCAAUUAUUGUCUUUCAGUAAUAGCAAUUAUUGUCUUUCAGUAAUAGCAAUUAUUGUCUUUCAGUAAUAGCAAUUAUUGUCUUUCAGUAAUAGCAAUUAUUGUCUUUCAGUAAUAGCAAUUAUUGUCUUUCAGUAAUAGCAAUUAUUGUCUUUCAAUUAUAGCAUCAAAUGUAGCAAACAUGUCUUCCACAAAGAUGCUUUAUUUAACGUUCGUAAAUGCCAGGUGUGCCGGGCAACCAAACAGUUUCUCAAGCUGAUGCAGAGGAAAGCUGUGAUAAGAAUACAGGAUGUGAACCCCAUGCUGUUUGUGUACGUCGACCAACUGAAUGAAAUAAAGGUGGGGGGAGAUCGUUCUCAUUUGUUGUAUGUGUCAGAACUGCCACCCCUUCCUUACCUCUCCUGCUAACCCUUUUUGGAGGCACAUGUUACAUUUUGUGUGUGUGCCCCAAAUUGUUAUCUUUUUUUAGUUCAGCAAAAAAUCAAUUCUGACUAUACCCUUUGUGUGCUGUUUGACCAAUGUUUGGGUUAAGGUAUUUCACCGACAUAAUUAAAUCUUACACCUAUUGCAUGGUUGUCUAAAUUUUGACAUGAUGCUGGGUUGGGAAAAGGGGGGGGGGGGAAUGCCAGCUAUAAAAAUGAACAGGCCCUGAUGUUCUCUCAGUUCCAGUGUACACAUUACCGGGAGCGAAUAGUGCUGAACACACCGUGUUGCUUUGUGAUGAUUUUUUUGUGUGUAAGUAUCUCUUUAUCAAUAUCACUGUCACGUUUUAGAAACUGAGGGAAGAAAUGAUGGUGAUGAAGAAGUACAUCAUCUCUUGCGGGAGUGCCAUGGAGGCCAAGCUGCUGCUGAUGCUGGAGAAACGACAACAUUUUGUUGAGAGCUCCGACAGAUACUCCAUGCAGGUUAGCCCCCUUAGAUAAUUUAUAUGAGUGGAUUCAUAGUUUUAUUUCACCUGAAAUUGAAAUUGAUAAACAGUAUUGAAAUAUUAAAAUAAGUUGAAAAAGGGGGGUGGGGGGGGGGAAUGUAUUUGCAUAUGUGAAUGAAUCAUGAUUGUCUUUGUAUCAUAUGUGCCAAACUCUAAAACUCUCAAAAUCCUGUACACAAUUUUUUUAAAAACUCAAUAUUCUAUGGACAAAAUAUGGAAUGCAAUAACAAAUAUCAUGAACUAUUUAGCUUCUGUGUGCCACACGAUGGCCGUCUAAUCAGGAGGAUUUGGAAUGAAUUAGAAUUUAUAGGUUUAAUAUUUCUUCUGGCAUCUGUUGUGAUGAUGGUGUAGACUUCGCAGGAUAGAAAAUCUCCUCUCUCCACACAUCUGGAUAACCCAAAAGAGCAUCAUGUGUGGAUGGUACAGCUUGGCACCAGCAGCAGCGCAGUAUUUGUUGGAAUUUUCAUUGUGUCAAUAUCAUACCGCCCACGGGACUCCAUCACCUGGUUUGAAUUCAGAGUUUUCCUUCGCAUUAAUGAGUUGCCUUGUCAUCCAAAGUUAACGAGUCCAAUCCCCUUGGGGUGAAUGUGUCAUUUUCGCUUAUCUAGGCUUUUCUGGAGAUUGAGUCAAUUCGGAGCGUUCUGUCACCCUACUCAAUUAUUGUUAUAAUUAUUAUUAGAGUGGUCUUAUAUAGCGUAGUUCCCCAGCCUAAGGCGAGGCUCACCACGCUUCACAUAAAAAUUUUCAAAAAUAAACAUGACAUUAAAAAACAGUUAAUUGAGUGUUCCCUAUUGUUCUGUAGAUGAUUUAUUCUAAUUUUAUUUUCACUUAAAAGUAAGUAACAAAUUGACUACUUGCAGAGAUCAAGAUAAAUGGAAUAAGUACUGGUGCCCAUAUUGGCAUCAUUUCUUCAUUAAUUUGAAGUAUCAUAUUUACGGGUAUUAGAAAGCAGCAUUUCCCAAACUUUUAAGUUUGGCGGAGCUGCAGACCGAUGGACAAGUUUUGAAGUUGCACUAGGGACCUGUGCCAGACUUAUAAAUUAUAUUUGCUUUUUACUUGACCAUGAAUAUUCAUGUUGUGGGGACCGGCAUCAUUACGUUUGUGGACCGGUGGCAGACCGCGAUUAGGGGAACACUGUUCUAAAGAGAAUUUGGAAUUCAGAUGUCUACUCUUUUCCCAGCUUGUGAUUUGAAUUCUUCUUUAUAUUUGAGUUAGAUUUAGCCAUGGCCACUGAGGUGGAUGGGAGGGGCUUCUUCUCCCCAGUAUUUAUAUAUUUAUUUAGAGAGUAUUUGUUGUCCUUGCAGGAUCUGUUGGAUGCCGAAGACGUCCUACUGCCAGAACUGGUCAACAUCCACAGCACCUGGGCACGUCAUAUUAAGGUGGACUGUCAGGUCAGUGGUACAUACACGAUGUCUGGGUUUGAUUAGGAUCAAGUUUACGUUCAUAUCUUAUAUGUCAUACACUGAAACCUAGUAGUUCAGACAUAAUAUCCAGGUAUGAUUAGGAUCAAGUUAACGUUAAUAUGUCAUCCAUCGUACACUGAAACCUACUAGCUCAGACAUGAUGUCCAGGUUUUGUUGAGGAUAAAGCUUAUGUAUCUAUAACAUCAUGACAUUUAGUAUUUAUUGACCAUUCACUCAGAAUCACAAGGCGCAUUAAUUCAAAUGAUGAAUCAUUAAAGACCGUAGUAUUUUUGUCAGCCAUUUUGGCAAGCAUGUGACAUUAGGCCGUGAGCUUGGAAUACUCAAAGAAAGAGUGGGGAUGCAUCGAUUGUCUGCGGACACAUAAAAUUAAAAAUACAUAAUGGUAUUCUUUAUUCAUUGGAUUGUUCAUGUUUAUACCACACUGAUUCUGUGAAUUGGAGCCCUGUUGUAUGGUUAAUGAAAUUUUAUUCGUCACGCUAUAUUUCAAGUGAUAAAGUGAUGAAUGUGCAAUCCUCGACUUGACAUUUUGAUUUGAACAAGUGGUGCUGAAUGCCACAACAAUAUAUAUGAAUAACCGAUCAGAGGAAGAAAGGCUGCAUGUGUCGGUGAAUGAUCUUUCUCUUUCUGCGCCCCCAAACAAUGGAAUUCUCUCCCACUACACAUCCACAAUAUACUGACCAUCCAAGCCUUCAAAACUGCACUCAAGAUACAUCUCUUCAAACUUUACUAUCCCGACUGAUUCCCCCCCCCCCGACGGUUUGACAUGUAAAUAGUUCUGGGGUGGGUGGGGUGAAUAUUUUUUUUAUACAGUUGUUUUUUUAAUUAAAUAAAUGUAUGGAAUUUUUUUUAAAGUCAUGAUUAUGUUUGCGAAAAUUUUUAUGUGAAGCACGUUGAGCCCAGCCCUAGGCUGGUGUACUGCGUUAUAUAAGACCACUAUCACUAUCAUAAUAAUGUCAAAAGCAACAAACUUUUUGUCGAGGUCAUAUGGGCAAUUAUUAAAUAUUUACAUUUCUUUAUUUGGUUUGGUUUGAUUUGUAAAUCUCUGCCCCCUCGUAAUAUGUAAAUGGUAAGAUUUGAUACACAGCUAUGCCCAAAAAGGCAUUUAUUCUAUUAAAAAUGUUGUUGAUUUGUAAAGGAAAAUCUGUUUUUGUUGAAAUAUUUUUUUCCAGCUGUGUCAAGGGAGAGGAUUUUGCUGUGAACUAUGUGGUGAUGAGGAAGUGUUGUUUCCCUUUGAUAAUAUAGCAGUAGUGUGCCCCAAGUGUUGCGCUGUGUCCCACAGGUAGGAUCCAGGCCAUUAAAUCUGUCUUGAUUUUGAUACUGUUAGUGUUAGUGAAAGUUUACGUUUAAUAACAAAAUUGACAUUAUAAGGAAUCAAAGGGUUUUUAAAGUGCAUGAAUCUACGGAUGAUAUGUAUCAUUACCAACAUGUGUAUCAUUCCAAAAAAUAUGUAUCAUUCCAAACACAAGUAUCGUUCUGUUUCUUUUACUCCCCAGACAUUGCUUUGCCAGGAAAGGCAGCUGCCCUCGCUGUGAGAGACGGGAAAAAAAACAUACGGCAAUGUCCUGACCAUCUGUGUAUCAACCUUGUCCAUAGAGAUUUAUUUUAUUCACCUAUAAACUCAACACUGAGCCUAGCAUUAAGCCAUUAUAUAACAUUUUUAUGUUAAUAUGUACAUGAAUAUGUAACUUAUAAUAGUGGUACCAAUGUUUGUCUUGCUGUUGUUAAUAUAACUGGGUUGCUCACAUAACAAUCA
This is a messenger RNA of Lymnaea stagnalis (great pond snail), 10727 nucleotides long. The record is from the annotation of a GenBank genome assembly. NCBI's taxonomy places the organism in Eukaryota, Metazoa, Mollusca, Gastropoda, Lymnaeidae.